Molecule: messenger RNA, 480 nt
Organism: Leptopilina heterotoma
Lineage: Eukaryota; Metazoa; Arthropoda; Insecta; Hymenoptera; Figitidae
Product: ribonuclease H1-like
Exons: 1
Coding region: 1-480 (159 amino acids)
Biological process (GO): DNA replication, removal of RNA primer
Molecular function (GO): nucleic acid binding; RNA-DNA hybrid ribonuclease activity
Source: RefSeq, a predicted model, not a curated record
AUGGAGCCGAAAAAGUACAAUUUAUCAUCCGACGAAACCGGGUUUACCAACGUUUACACGGACGGCGCGUGUCUUGGAAACGGAAGAUCUUCACCGAAGGCCGGAAUAGGCGUAUUCUUUGAAACCGAUCAUCCUCUGAAUAUUUCAGCACCUGUCGACGGCAAACAAACGAACAACGCCGCUGAGCUUCAAUCAGCAACGAGUGCCGUUUUACAAGCACAAAAAGCCGGAAUUACGAAAUUGCGAAUCAAUACCGACUCUCAGUACGUGAUCAGAAGCUGCACAGAGUGGAUACCUCGUCGGAAAACAAACGGUUGGGCAAAAGCGUCAGGAAAGCCAGUCGAAAACAAAGAACAAUUGCAAGAUUUAGAUCGAGCAAUUUCGUCACUGGAAGUAGACUGGAAACACGUUCCAGGACACAGCGGACACCCGGGAAACUCGCAAGCCGACGAUUUGGCAAAAAGAGGAGCCAAGCGGUAA